Molecule: messenger RNA, 825 nt
Organism: Echinostoma caproni
Lineage: Eukaryota; Metazoa; Platyhelminthes; Trematoda; Plagiorchiida; Echinostomatidae
Source: the annotation of a GenBank genome assembly
AUGCCUUAUGACAGGAUAGCUCAACUUCAAGCUCAGAAUGAGGCCCUAAUGCAAGAGCUUACUGCAUAUCGCAAUCAAUGCAAAGUUUAUGAAAGACCGCAUGUCAAUGGAUUUGGAGAUGAAUUUCGUGGCACCAUUGCUCCUGAGGAGAUUCGUCUGUUGGUGAACAAUCUGGAAACGGAGCUUUUAAAUGAGAAAAACAAAAAUUCACGCCAAAUAAAUGACUACCGCCGUGAGGUAGCACACCUACAAGCAGAAUUGAGUGCAUCCACGGCCUGUCAGCGAAACCUGAGUCGACGGAUUGAACAAUUAACCAACGAGUUAUCAGUUUUUAAACGACAGCGCCCGCCAUCUCUGCCUGAGUCACGUCCGUUUGCUUUGGGUGCUCGAGCUGCCAGUGCUUGCUUAUCACGUUAUCAGUGGUCACAACCAAACGAUAAUCGAAGUAAACCGGGUCAAUAUGGACAUAUCAGUCGUCGUGAUUCGCAACCUCGCGGUGGCUCGCUGGAUCUGCUUCCGGGAGUUCGUAAAACUGGUGCCUAUCCUAACACGGUUAGAACUUCAUCAAACUUUGUCUCAAGAGGUAUUUCACUUCCUAUUCGCCGUGUCGGGAGUGCCAGUCCCCAUCUUUGUCGUCCAAUCGUUACUCCUGUAAGUGACAGCGUUCGCCACAGAUUGGAUAAUGCCUCUCGAAGUCGAGAACCUUCUACCGCUUCGUUCAAGCCUUCAGAUUGCUCCCUGCGUUCACGGAGUUGUUCGAAGGAUCGAACUUCACUCAGUAAGUCCGUUGAAGUCUCAUCGAUAUUCGGAUAUUUUGUAUUGUGA